This is a messenger RNA of Peronospora belbahrii, 615 nucleotides long. The record is from the annotation of a GenBank genome assembly. Lineage: Eukaryota; Oomycota; Peronosporomycetes; Peronosporales; Peronosporaceae.
AUGCAGUAUGGACUGCUGGUUCUAGUGCUGGUAGUAUUUGCAUUGAUGACUAUUGUCAGCAUGGCACACGUUGAGCCGGAGGAGGUCGAGGUUGACAUGGAUGGUGGUCUAUUGGUUGAAGAAGAGGAGAUGCUGAUUACGGCGGAUGAGACAGACUCUGUACUGCUAAAGGACAUAGACCCGCGUUUGACACCUGAGGGUCUUGAUAAGAUUUUCUCCAAGCUAUCAGCCAAGUGUUUUGAACAAGUCCAGAAGAACCCAUCGGAUGCUACCAAAGUGUCCGAUCGUUGUCGUGGGGAGGUAGCGAGUCGCAUUCAGCGCUAUUUGGCGCGUUUAGACAAGGAAGCGAGUGGCGAGAUGAAGGACAAGAAGAAAACGACUUCUAAGAAAAAGAAACGUCGUGGCCGUAAGAGCAAGAAACAAACGCGCGCUCAUCGCGAAGCUGUAGCGGCUCAGAAGGAGGAAGAGUACCAAAAGACGCUACAGAUCAUUGUUGGUUUUGUGGUGACGCUUGUGGCCAUCAUCGCUAGUGCCAUGUUCUUUAUCAACCGCAAGCUUAAGGAUGCUGGCAUGUACUUUCCUGACCCCGAUGCUAAGGCCACGUGCUGCAACUAG